AUGUCAGGUGAGCGUCCCGUACGACCACCGCCAACGAGCAUACCGCUGAUAGUUGCCAAGGAGGAACAAUGUAGCCAAAUUGCUCUAUCUCUUCACGCUAGGCGAGCGGACGCAUUUCGGCCAGAUCGAGUGCUUGAAGCUUCUCGCCUCGCCGCGCUUUGCGGACAAACUGACCUGAACCACUCCAAUCAAUAUGUAGUUGGACUUGCGCUCUGUACGCUCGGGAAUAUUGCAUCUGUGGAAAUGUCCAGGGACUUAUUUCCGGAAAUCGAAUCUCUCAUAUCCACCGCUAAUCCUUAUAUCCGCCGGAAAGCAGCCCUUUGUGCUAUGCGUAUCUGUCGCAAAGUCCCAGAUUUACAAGAACAUUUUAUCGAAAAGGCCAAGGUACUCUUAUCCGAUAGAAACCAUGGAGUUUUAUUGUGCGCUCUUACUCUUGCCAUUGACUUCUGUGAACAAGAUGAGGCAGAAGGAGGUCAAGAAAUAAUUGAUCAAUUCAGGCCGCUGGCUCCAGGUUUAGUGAGAACGCUAAAAGGCCUGACAACGUCAGGAUAUACUCCGGAGCACGACGUUUAUGGGAUUACAGACCCCUUUCUCCAAAUCAAGAUCCUCCGACUGUUGCGGGUUCUAGGCAGAGGCGACGCAGCUAUCAGCGAGCUUAUCAACGAUAUCCUCGCGCAAGUCGCGACGAAUACUGACUCGAGCAAAAAUGUGGGGAACUCUAUCCUAUACGAGGCCGUGUUGACUAUUCUAGACAUAGAAGCUGAUUCUGGGCUCCGCGUGCUGGGAGUGAACAUCCUCGGAAAGUUUCUGGCUAAUAAAGACAAUAACAUCCGAUACGUAGCCUUGAAUACGUUGAUCAAGGUUGUUGCUGUUGAGCCUAAUGCCGUUCAACGACAUCGGAAUACGAUUCUUGAGUGCCUGCGAGAUGCCGAUAUCAGCAUACGAAGACGGGCACUUGACCUCAGUUUUACGCUUAUUAAUGAAGGAAAUGUGCGCGUCCUCGUUCGAGAGCUCUUAGCAUUCUUAGAGGUUGCGGAUACCGAGUUCAAACCAGUCAUGACCACUCAGAUCGGAAUAGCAGCUGAUAGAUUCGCACCAAAUAAGCGUUGGCAUGUUGAUACGAUGCUACGGGUGUUGAAACUUGCUGGCAAUUAUGUCAAAGAACAGAUACUUUCGUCCUUCGUCCGCCUUAUUGCAACAGCGCCUGAUCUUCAAACAUACUCAGUGCAGAAACUUUAUGCCGCUCUUAAGGAAGAUAUCUCCCAGGAAGGGUUGACUUUAGCGGCAUCGUGGGUUAUUGGAGAGUACGGCGAUGCCCUUCUUCGUGGAGGGCAGUACGAGGAAGAAGAACUAGUCACGGAAGUGAAGGAGAGUGAUGUCGUAGAUCUCUUCAUGAAUGUCUUGAACAGCACUUAUGCCUCGCAAAUUGUCACAGAAUACAUUGUCACCUCCGCAAUGAAAUUAUCCACGAGGAUGACGGAUCCGGCUCAAAUUGAGCGAAUUCGAAGAUUCCUUAGCAGCAGGUCCGCUGAUCUCAACGUUGAAAUUCAGCAACGAGCCGUGGAGUAUACAAACCUUUUCGGUUAUGAUCAGUUGCGGCGUGGUGUGUUCGAAAAAAUGCCACCUCCGGAAAUCCGAGAGGAGCAGAGAGUUUUGGGUCCAUCUACAAACAAACGCCAGAGCAGAGUGUUGAAAGAUAAAUCCAAGAAGCCAGCCAAGCCAUCCGAACAGGAUAUGCUGCUUGAUCUAAUGGGUGGCUCGGAUGUACCGGCCGCGGAUACAACUAAAAAUCUCAAUGGGUCUCAAAACACUGCAGACUUGCUGGCUGAUAUUUUAGGUGGCGGGCCAUCCACAGCCCAAUCACCGCCGCCACCAUCAAAUCAGCCAUCGAACGUCAAUGCAAUUAUGGACCUUUUUGGUUCUCAGGCGACCCCCCCAGCGAUGCAACCGCCCCAAACAUCUGCCUCCCCUGGUCUAUUUGCACCUACAAAGUCACAACCCUCUCAGACUCCACCUCCCGCCUCAGGUGCACCGAUGCAUAUCGCAUUUAACAAAAAUGACCUUACAUUGGCCUUGCAAGUUCAAAGAAGUAACCCUUCCGCUGCACAAAUUCUUGCCAAGUUCCGCAAUACGUCAAAUCUUGACCGGUUUACCGGCGUUGGCCUGCAAGCAGCCGUGCCCAAAUCACAAAAACUUCAGCUUUCAGCCAUCAAUAAAAGUGAACUAGAUGGAGGACAAGAAGGUACCCAGGUCCUGAAAGUAGCAACCGCAACGAACAACCCGCUACCCGCCAAAGUUAGGUUACGCCUGAGGGUCACCUAUUCAAGAAACGGAUCGGAGCAGGUGACGGAGCAGGUGGACUGGACAGAGCCGUAG
Messenger RNA from Uncinocarpus reesii 1704, 2376 nucleotides. RefSeq names its product AP-1 complex subunit gamma-1. The record is from RefSeq and is a predicted model, not a curated record. Gene Ontology annotation, biological process: Golgi to vacuole transport; intracellular protein transport; receptor-mediated endocytosis. Gene Ontology annotation, molecular function: clathrin-cargo adaptor activity. Gene Ontology annotation, cellular component: membrane coat; AP-1 adaptor complex; Golgi apparatus. The transcript has 3 exons. Lineage: Eukaryota; Fungi; Ascomycota; Eurotiomycetes; Onygenales; Onygenaceae. The coding region runs from base 1 to 2376 and encodes 791 amino acids.